AUGGGGAGCCUGGAGCUGGGCCGGGCGGGGGAGCCCUCGGCGGGGUCGGACCCCGGGGGCCAGGCGGCCGGGUCCUCCAGGUCCUGCCCGGGAAGCCCAGCUGACUCGGUGAUACCAGCUACGUGCUUCGUUCUGGUUGGUGGACUGCGUGAAAACAGAACCCAGUGGGCCAAGUACGGCCACCGUUGGUCGGUGGGCAACUGGAGCACCUGCAGCCGGACGUGCGGUGGGGGCAUUCAGAGCCGGCCCGUCCAGUGCACACGACGGGCCCACUAUGUGUUGGAGCGAGUGGCGGCCAUCCUGUGUCCGCAGCCCAUGCCCUCCAGCCGACAGGCCUGCCACUCUCAGAGCUGCCCGCCCGCCUGGAGCAUCGGGCCCUGGGCAGAGUGCUCUCGAACCUGCGGGAAGGGGUGGAGGAAGAGGUCCGUGGCCUGUAAGAGCACCAACCCUUCGGCCAGGGCGCAGCUUCUGCCGGACGCCGUCUGCGGCUCGGAGCCCAAGCCCAGGACUCAUGAAGUCUGUCUGCUCAAGCGCUGCCUCAAGCACAAGAAGCUGCAGUGGCUUGUGUCUGCCUGGACCCAGUGCUCUGUUACGUGCGAAAGAGGAACACAGAAGAGAUUCUUGAGGUGUGCUGAAAAGCACGUUUCUGGGAAAUACCGAGAGCUGGCCUCCAAGAAGUGCUUGCACCUGCCGCGGCCCGGUGUGGAACUGGAACGCGCCUGUGCCCCACUUCCCUGCCCCAGGCCCCCCCUGCACACAGCUGCAGGCCCCCCUCGAGCCAGCUGGUUUGCCUCGCCCUGGUCUCAGGUAGGGUGA
Messenger RNA from Leptonychotes weddellii (Weddell seal), 816 nucleotides. The record is from RefSeq and is a predicted model, not a curated record. Lineage: Eukaryota; Metazoa; Chordata; Mammalia; Carnivora; Phocidae.